AUCAUACAGGCUCAUCGCGCGAAUUUCCUCUUGUGUAGCAGACCACAUGCAGCGAUCAUGUCACAUCGCUGUCUUGGUAGAUGUAUACAAAAACUGUUUGUUAGAAGACAAGUGACUAGAUUAGUACAGCACUGGAAUGCCGUGGCCAUUCACAAGGCAGACCACACACUGUCAUUCAUCACAAACAGAGCUGUUGCAACACAUACAAAUGAAAAUCAAAUUGGAGAUACUGUGGCCUUCAGUCAGCGAACCCACUGCUGUGGAGAGUUCCGUCGGUCACACAUUGGGGAGGAGGUUAAAGUCUGUGGCUGGGUGCAGUACAAGAGAAUGAUAUUCCUAGUCAUGCGUGACUGGUCAGGGCUUGUACAGGUCCUCCUACCAGACAGCAUGCUGGACGUUUUAAAAGAUCUGCCAUAUGAAUCUGUUGUGGAGGUAACUGGGACAGUGCAAGCCAGAAAGAAAGGUGAAGUGAAUGAGGACAUGGACACAGGAGAUGUUGAAAUCCUGGCAAAGAGCAUAAAAAUUCUCAACCUAUGUCAGAAGGAACUACCAAUAAACUUGAAAGCCAGAGCAACAGAGACCAAUGAGAUGCAGAGAAUGAAGUAUCGGUACCUGGACCUUAGAAACGAACAAAUGCAGUCCAAUCUUCGUCUUCGCUCCGCGAUGGUCAUGAAAAUGCGAGAGUUUCUCUAUGGCCAUGGUUUUGUGGAUGUGGAUACACCAACGCUGUUUAGAAGAACACCUGGGGGUGCCAGGGAGUUUCUGGUUCCCACAAACCACCCAGGCAAGUUUUAUGCUCUUCCACAAAGCCCACAACAGUUUAAACAAAUGUUGAUGGUCGGAGGUGUAGACAGAUAUUUUCAGAUUGCUAAGUGUUACAGAGAUGAGGGAAGCAAACCUGAUAGACAGCCAGAAUUCACACAGGUUGAUUUAGAACUCUCAUUUACUACACAAGAAGAUGUAAGGAGUUUAAUUGAGAGCUUGAUGCAAUACUCCUGGCCAGUGAACAAAGGGCAGCUUACUCUUCCAUUUCUUUCCAUGACCUACCAUGAUGCAAUGAUUCAAUAUGGUUCAGAUAAACCAGACACCAGGUUUGAUAUGAAGCUACACAUGGUGGAUGAUGCUAUGUUGGACUGUGGGAUUCAGAAGAUUGAAGACAAUCUGAAGAGAGCUGGAGCACACUGUGUGGCCCUUGUCGUGUCCCAGGGAUCAAUGUUUUCAAGGAAAGAUAUCGACAGCCUAUACAGUGAUGAGAAAUUCGUUUUUGUAAGGAUUGGGGAAGCAGGUGCUUUUAAGGCUAACACAAACCAUUUAAAAGCUGCCACAGUCCAGCGGUUAUCGUCCGAAUUAAAUGUUCAGGACGGGGACCUGAUUGUUUUGGUUUGCGGUGAUGGCUAUUUACCUUAUGAAAUCUGUGGGAAAAUUCGAACAAAAGCAGCCUCGCUAUUACAGGAAAAAGGAGUGGCACUGACUCCACCUAACCAGUUUAAUUUUUUGUGGAUCGUGGACUUUCCAUUAUUUUUACCAGCAGAAACUGGAGAUGGACUGGAGCCAGCACAUCAUCCAUUCACUGCGCCGCAUCCAGAUGACGAAAAAUAUCUGAAAAUCGAUCCACUCAAAGUAAGGAGUCAGCAUUAUGACUUGGUGUUGAAUGGAGCAGAAGUUGGAGGAGGGUCUAUUAGAAUCCACGAUGCUGACACUCAGAGAUACGUUAUAGAAAAUAUUUUAAAGGAGAAUGUUGACCAGUUACAGCAUCUAAUUGAGGCCUUGAGUUUUGGAUGCCCUCCACAUGGGGGCAUAGCUCUAGGUUUGGAGAGAAUGCUGGCUGUGAUCUGUGGUGCCAACAGCAUUCGUGAUGUCAUUGCUUUCCCCAAAACUGUGGAGGGGCGGGACCCAGUGAGUGGGGCACCAGCAGAAAUCUCAGAGGAUGAACUAGUUCAGUACCACAUACAGGUCAGUGCCAGCAAAGCUAAAGAGGAGAGAUAACCCGUCCACAGCAGUCAGAUCACAGUCAGCCACAGGAAGAAAGUCAGCUCCACAAAUAGCAAAGUCAGGAUGUGUCUCAAUAAGAUUAAAAGUUGUGUGUGAAAGAAUGCAGGAAAUACAGUACUCUGUGACACUUCAGUGGAAGGAUGUUUGUACUGUGAGAUAACUAGAAGCCGUUCCUGUUAUUUUAUUUCCUGUUCGUUACACAAGAAACUGAUGUCACACAGAACAUAAGAUAGUUUGUACUGUGAGAUAACUAGAAGCCGUUCCUGUUAUUUUAUUUCCUGUUCGUUACACAAGAAACUGGUUGCAUGCAGAACAUAACAUAAAUGUAUAUGUAAAUUACAAAAUUGUGCUUAUUGAUAAUGCAUAAACAUCUUUAUGAUAAUUCA
This is a messenger RNA of Ostrea edulis (European flat oyster), 2378 nucleotides long. RefSeq names its product aspartate--tRNA ligase, mitochondrial-like. The transcript has 18 exons. Bases 58 to 1986 code for a protein of 642 amino acids. The record is from RefSeq and is a predicted model, not a curated record. NCBI's taxonomy places the organism in Eukaryota, Metazoa, Mollusca, Bivalvia, Ostreida, Ostreidae. Gene Ontology annotation, cellular component: mitochondrion; cytoplasm. Gene Ontology annotation, biological process: aspartyl-tRNA aminoacylation. Gene Ontology annotation, molecular function: aspartate-tRNA ligase activity; nucleic acid binding; ATP binding.